UGUGAACGGUUUAAUGCGUGUUUAAUUGUAAUUGAAACAAUAAUACAAGUUUUUUUUUUUUGUUAGUUUUUAUUUCAUUCAUUAAAGGUUUAUUGUGAAAGAAUUGACAAAAGGUUAUUGUGAAAGAAAUAUUAAUAUUUUUUUUUAAAUAUUAUACAUAAGUUUAUAGCCAGGUGAUACACCUUUUAGGAAUAAGAGAAAAAUUAAAAAAGGAAAAUACAUAAAAAUGUCCUCAAUAUCAAUUUCAAAAAUUUUACCAACAAAAAGAUCAAAUGCUGAUAUUGAACAUGAACAUUUGGAAAAAUAUAUUACAACAAGCAUUAGUAAAGCUUUAAAUCCGAUUGAGGCACCACUUAAAGCAAAACAUGCUCGUGCUACAAUCAUUGGAACACAUAAAACUCAAGGUGGUCAAACAUUUUGGGCUAUCGUACAACGACAACCUUUAAUGGAAAAUCGUUUCACAGCAUGGAAAUUUUGUCAUCUAUUACAUCGGGUUUUACGUGAAGGUCAUCCACAAUGUAUAAAACAAUCACAAAGACAUAAAAAAAUGAUGAUAGAAGUUGGAAAAUUAUGGGGUCAUUUAAAAGAUGGUCUCGGAAUUUGUAUACAACAUUAUACAAAAUUAUUAGUUGUUAAAUUAGAUUUUCACGAUAGAAAUCCAUUGUUUCCGGGUACACUGAUUUUAGAAUUUAGUGAUUUAGAAAGGGCAUCUGGAGAUGAUAUUAACUAUUAUUUUCAAUUAGGUGUUGAGAUGUUCGAUUAUUUAGAUGAGAUUAUAGCACUUCAAAGACAGAUUUUCACUGCAAUUGAUACAUUCCGCAUGUCAUCGAUGACGCCACAAGGUCAAUGCCGUUUAGCUCCACUUGUACCACUUAUACAAGAUUCAAAUCCAUUAUAUGAUUAUGCAGUACGUUUAAUGUUUAAAUUACAUUCACAUUUACCAAACGAUAUAUUAUGCGGACAUCGUGAACGUUUUCGUAUUAUAUUUAAUCAAUUAAAAGAUUUUUAUGAUCAUGUUAGAAGAUUACAAUAUUUUGCUGAUUUAAUUCAAGUACCAAAAUUACCUGAAAAUGCACCAAAUUUUAGUUCUAGUGUUGAUUUUGGAAGUUAUAUACCACCAGUUGUUAUUGUACCAGAACCAGAAGCAUCUGAACCAGAUCCAUUUGUUGAUAAUUUAAUUGAUAUAUCACAAAAUAAUCAUCAUAAUAAUCAAGAACAAAAUCAUAGUAUGGCAUCAACACCGGAACCAUUAAUAUCACCAACAAAUCAAUCACAAUUACAACAAUCACCACCACCACAACAGCCAACAUCAGUUAAUAUUAAUUUUGAAAAGAUUUUACAAGAUCGUGAUAAUUUAAUUCGUGAACUACAAAUAGAAAUUGAAAGGUUAGGUAAAAUAUUAAAAUCAAUGACAAUACAACAUCGUGAUGAGAUUAAAGAAUUAGAGGAACAAAUUGAAAGACUGAAUAUAAAAUUAACAGGAACAGAAACGGAAUUAGAACAGAUGAAAUUAAAAAAUGAUGAACUUGAAAUGAAAGCACAAACGGCACCAACUUUAGAACAAAAAGUUUCCACCGAAGCUGAACGUGCAAAAGCCUCCGAAGAGAAAUUUCAAAAAUUAAUGGCUUUAUAUACUAAAAUACGUAAUGAGCAUGUGGAUUUAUUAAGAACACAUGGUGAAGUAACAAAGCAAUUAUCGUCAAUCAAACUAGAUAAAGAAGAUUUGACUACCGAAAAGGAAUUAUUAAAAGUUCAAUUAGAAGAAUAUCAACAAAAGCAAGCUGAACAACUAACUGUUAUUGAGCAAACAAAUGAAACUAAACGUAGAGAAAAAGAAUUAAAUGAAAAACAUCAAAAAAUUGUUCAAGAAUAUGAAAAAUUAAAAUCAACCUAUGAUAAUUUAGUAGCAUCUAAUUUAGCUGAAAUAGCUGAACUAAAAUCUGAAUUAGAUGCAACUCAACUUGAUAAAGAAUCUAUGAAAUCUGAGCAAGGUAAAUUAAUAGUACAAUUAAAAACUGAAUUAGAGAAUCGACAACAAGAAUUAAUGAAAUCAGAAGAAAGCUGUAAAAUUUUAAUUGUACAGAGAGAUUCUGAAAUUGAGGAAUUAAAAAAUAAAUUAAGAGAAGACGAAGAAAAAUUUAAGACAAUCAAUGCAAAUAUGGAGCGAUUAAGCAAUGAAAAAUUUGCUUUUGAAAACGAAAUCCAUGAUGUUCUUCAUCAACAGGCGGAAAUCGAAGAGAAACAUAACAGUGCGUUACAAACAAUAUCAGCUUUAGAAUCUUCAUUACGUGAUACAACAAUUCGAAGUGAAACAUCGUUACGUGCGUUAUUGGAGGCAUGCCUUAAAUCAUCAGAGAAAUUGGCUAUGAGAGCUAUGAAUGAGAAUGAAUUUACAAAUGCAGUUGGAACUUCAGCCUAUUUUAUGAUGUUAGCUGAGGAGCUUCAAGAUAAUUUGAAUGAAUUGAAAAUUGUUUAUGAAAAAUAUAGUAAAGAUAAUACAUUGGUUGAAGGUUUGGCUAGAAAAACUGUAUUAUCUGGUCAUUUAAUGGCAACUGUUCAGAUACAAGGAAUGACAAUUUGUAAUACUUCUGCUGAUAUUGAAUGUGGAGAGAAAAUUGGUAGUGAAAUCAAAGCUUUUUGCAAAGAUGUUACAAAUCUUUUUGAUUCAUUACACCAAAAUCCUCCUUCAACAACCUUAGUUAGUUCAAGAAUUGACAACGUAAAAGAAAAAUUAACUCAAAUAACAACAAUGAUUCAUGAUCUCUCAUCAAAAUUAGCUAAAUCAGAUCAAAUAAGUGAUCAACUUGACUCUGAAUUGGCUGCCAUGGAUAAAGCAAUUGAUGAAGCAGCAUCUAAAAUAGCCGACAUGUUAACUAAAUCUAAAGCUUCUGAUUCUGGUCUAAAAUUGGAAGUAAAUGAAAAAAUUUUAGAUGCUUGUACACACCUCAUGAAGUGUAUUCGAAUGUUGGUACAAAAAUCAAGACUUCUACAGGGUGAAAUUGUUGCAGUAGGAAAAGGAACGGCUUCGGCUAAAGAAUUUUACAAAAGAAAUCAUCAAUGGACAGAAGGUUUGAUUUCUGCUGCGAAAAGUGUUGCUCAAGGUGCAAAUCUUUUAGUAACUGCAUCUAAUAAAGCUGUUUCUGGUGAUUCAAAACAUCAUUUAGAUCUUGUUGUUGCUGCUCAGGAAAUUGCCGCAUCUACAGCUCAACUUGUUGUUGCUAGUCGAGUCAAAGCUCCUCGAGGUAGCCAAAAUCUUUCUGCAUUAUCUUCAGCAUCGCGUGAUGUUACGCAAGCAACUGGAGCUGUAGUUGCUACAGCAAAAAAUUGUAGUCAGCAAUUAGAAGAUUCCCAAGAUUUAGAUUUAACAAAACUUACAGUACAUCAAGCUAAAACAUUAGAAAUGGAAAUUCAAGUGAAAGUUUUAGAACUAGAACAAGCUCUUAGUGUUGAACGUUUGAAAUUGGCAGCUUUUCGUAGAAAAAAUUAUCAAAAUUCUGAUUAAAAUAAUUAUAAGAGUAUAAUUAAUUCAAAAUUAAAAAGAUAUGAAUUUUUGAAUAGUUAUAUAAAAGAACGUAUAAAUUUUUUUAAAAACGAAAUAAAAGCAUUAGAUUUUAUCAAAAUGGGGUAGUCAAAUCGGAAAUAUAAUAUAAAAACUCAAAUAUUCUAAAGUAGAUAAUAAAUAAUAUUCUUUAUGAAUAUAAUUGUGUCUUAGAUUUAAAAUUAUGUAAACUAUAAAUUUCUUUAAUUUAAUAUUUAAAUAAUAAAUUCUAAUUUUAAUUUUGCAUUUAUUUAAAUAUUUAAUAAUAUUAUAAAGUAAAAUAUUAUUGAAUAUUACCAAAAAUUAAUUUUUUUUUUUUAUAAUUUCUAAUACUAUGCUAUACAAUUUUAUAUGCAUUAGAAAAGGAUUUGUUAACAAUAUUCUAAUACUUGUAAUUUUAGUAAUCGAGUAUUAUAUUUUAUUUUAAAUCAGUAUUCAUAAAAAAGCUCAUAAAUGCAUCAAAAAUUAUUAUCCACAUUUUUGAUAACUCCCUGAAACAUCGAUUUAAAUGACUUUCGAUUUUAUAAAAUCAAACUUAAAUUUGAAAUAUAGCGAAAAAAAUAAACUGUUGUAAUAAAUAAAUUUCAUGAUUUAACAAUACUUAAAAUUAAUAGAUUUAAAUAAUAAAUAUGGUUGUUAUUUUUGGUACCACCAAAGUAAUAGUUCUAUAGCACAUACUAGAAAUAGUCACAAUGUAAUAAGUAAACAUAUAGAUAAUUUAAUUAAUUUGAAUUCAAAAAUAACAACGUUAAAUUUUGGAUAGCUUUUGCUUAAGUUCAAUAUAUUAAAAAUAAUUAAGAUUUUUUAAAAACAGUAAAAAUCGCAAAAAAUAUCAAAAUUUGUGGUACAAGCUAGUUUUUUAUUUUUUGACUUAUACAUAGAUGAAGCCAUAAAUUUUGUAGAAAAAUUUUAAAUAUUUUGCUAUUCACUACUUUUAUUAAAAAGCAAAAAGAAUAAAAUAAUUCACUUUUUUAAUUUUUCAUUAUUUUCCCAUUACAUUUUAAUUAAAUUCCACAAAUCUGAAAAAAUAAUAAAUUUGUAAAUCUAAUAUGACAGGCAAAGUUCUACAUACUCAUAAGAUUUUUUUUUAAACAUAAUUUAUUUGAUUGAAUGCAAUUAUUAAAAGUAGAUUACAUACAUAAUAUGUACAUUAUAUGAAUACAAUAUGAAUGAUUGUAACUUAUUUAUGCAUGUACAAGAAUUUUAUAAAAUAGUAAAUUUGGUUUACUAAAGUAUUAAUAAAAAUUUUUUAAAGGAAAAUUUAAUUUCAACUCUUAUAACCUCCGAAAAUAAAAUUGUAAAGAUAUUAUGUUACUAAAUAAUACGUUAAAGGGCACUUAUAAGCUUUAUUGUAAAAUAAUACACUUUACUGCAGUUUUAAUGCCAGCAGCACAUAAUUUGUGAUUUGUAAACAAAAACGAAAUUUAAUAUUUAUUAGUUUGAUUGAUCAGAUCGUGAUCUUAUAAAAAUAUUUUCAUCAAAACAUUAUGAAAUUAAUGUCACUAUGUACAGGUAAAUCUUCAAGGAUUUCAAGGAAAUAGUUUAAAAAUAUUGUAAAAAUUUCUAUAAGUUAAUACAAAAUCAUUUUUGUUUUAAUAAAAUGAAAUUUUAUCUAUGUAUAUUUUAAAAUUAUUAAGACAUUUUAAAAAUAUUAACUAAUAAAUUGUUUUAUAAUAUUUUACUAGAAAAUGACUCUGAAAAUAUUUUAUAUAUAAAUAUAAAUGGAUACAAUCGCGUAAACAAUUGUCAAAUAAAAUUAUUUAACAUUUAUUGGAAAUUGAAAUUUAAAAUUUGAAAUAAAUGAUGACAAACUAGAGAUUAUUAAAUAAGUAAAAAUUACAAAAAAAAUUAAAUUUAAAAAAUAAAAUUAUUUUGUUAAUUAUUUAUUUAAAUAUAGAUUUAAAGUAUUUUUUUCGUGUCUGAACCAAAAAAAUAGCAGUUUUUGUUAUUAAAACAUAAAUAACCACAAGUACAUAAUAUUUGGGAAAGGUAUUCAUCACAUUAAAAAAUAAAAAAUUAAAAUUAAAAAUUUAAAUAUUUUAUUUUUUAGUUUAAAAUAUAAAUAUUUUUACUAAAAAAUUUUUCUCAACUCUUAAAAUCGAUUUUAAAUAAAUUUAUUAGAACAGAUUUCAUUAAAUUUUAUAAUAUACAAUUUGCUAUUAUUAGUUUUUAUUAACAUAUUAUUAAAUAUUGUGCAAAUAUUAAUUUUUUUUUUAAAAUAAUUUUUAAAAAUUAAAAAUUAUUUUGUAUAAAAUUUAUAUAAAAUAUAUAAAAUUUUAAUUUAUUAAAUUAUAUUAAAUUUUACUAUA
Molecule: messenger RNA, 5847 nt
Organism: Condylostylus longicornis
Lineage: Eukaryota; Metazoa; Arthropoda; Insecta; Diptera; Dolichopodidae
Gene: Hip1
Product: huntingtin-interacting protein 1
Exons: 11
Coding region: 227-3502 (1091 amino acids)
Biological process (GO): clathrin coat assembly; actin filament organization; endocytosis
Cellular component (GO): clathrin-coated vesicle; actin cortical patch
Molecular function (GO): phosphatidylinositol-3,4-bisphosphate binding; clathrin light chain binding; actin filament binding
Source: RefSeq, a predicted model, not a curated record